Torulaspora delbrueckii is the source of this 2415-nucleotide messenger RNA. RefSeq names its product chaperone ATPase HSP78 (gene HSP78). The transcript has a single exon. NCBI's taxonomy places the organism in Eukaryota, Fungi, Ascomycota, Saccharomycetes, Saccharomycetales, Saccharomycetaceae. Bases 1 to 2415 code for a protein of 804 amino acids. Gene Ontology annotation, biological process: cellular response to heat. Gene Ontology annotation, molecular function: ATP binding; ATP hydrolysis activity. The record is from RefSeq and is a predicted model, not a curated record. Gene Ontology annotation, cellular component: cytoplasm; mitochondrial matrix.
AUGUUAAGGUUAAUUAAGAGACCAUCUGUUGAGCGACAAUUACAAUCGAGGAUCAAUGCCGCUGUGAAAGCGUCAUCGAUCCCAACUGCAGGCAAACUAGAGUCGGUGAACGUGGAGAGUGGCUUCAAGAGGAGUCUUAUGACUCAAGUCACUCCCGUACGGCAGCGGUUGGAGAUUGGAAGAAAUGCUAGGAUGCUUAGACCAUUGACAAGUAAAAGAAAUAUACAAAUGAAGAUGAAUCCAAAUCAGGGAGAACCUGAGAAGCCAGCGUUGGAACAGUUUGGUACAAACCUUACCAAGUUAGCAAAAGAAGGUAAAUUGGACCCAGUUAUUGGUCGUGAUGAAGAGAUUGCGCGUGCAAUUCAGAUUUUAUCGAGAAGAACCAAGAAUAAUCCUGUAUUGAUUGGACGUGCUGGUGUGGGUAAGACCUCGUUAAUCGACGGUUUGGCUCAAAGAAUUGUCGCCAACGAAGUACCUGAUUCGUUAAAGGACAAACAACUAGUUACAUUGGAUCUGGGAUCGCUGAUAGCAGGCGCAAAAUAUAGAGGUGAAUUUGAAGAAAGGUUGAAGAAAGUCCUGGAUGAGAUAGACAAGUCGAAUGGUCAAGUUAUCAUCUUCAUCGACGAGGUUCACAUGCUGCUAGGUUUGGGUAAAACAGACGGCAGCAUGGAUGCUUCCAACAUCUUGAAACCAAAGCUGGCCAAGGGUUUACGUUGCAUCUCUGCUACCACUUUAGAUGAAUUUAAAAUCAUUGAAAAAGAUCCCGCUUUAACGAGAAGGUUUCAGCCAAUUUUGCUGAACGAACCUUCUGUUUCAGACACUAUCUCAAUCCUUAGAGGUUUGAAAGAAAGGUACGAAGUUCACCACGGUGUAAGAAUUACCGAUACUGCAUUAGUUUCUGCUGCUGUCCUUUCCAAUCGUUACGUGACUGACAGGUUUUUACCAGACAAGGCCAUUGAUCUGGUUGAUGAAGCCUGCGCGGUCUUAAGGUUACAACAUGAGUCCAAACCAGAUGAAAUACAAAAGCUUGACCGUGCAAUAAUGAGGAUUCAAAUCGAGUUGGAAUCAUUGAAGAAGGAGACAGAUCCUGUUAGUGUUGAAAGGAGAGAAGCCUUGCAGAAGGAGUUGGAUUUAAAAAAUGACGAGUUAAGUAGACUGACCAAGAUCUGGGAACAAGAAAGGGCAGAGAUCGAAGCAAUCAAAAACGCCAAGGCUGACUUGGAACAGGCUAGAAUCGAACUAGAGAAAUGUCAGCGUGAAGGUGACUAUACCAAGGCAUCGGAACUUCGUUAUGCAAAGAUACCUGAUCUGGAGAGGAAAGUGGCGUUGAGCGAAAAGAAGAAUGACGGUGAAAAGGAGAACCUGCUACAUGACUCCGUGACUUCGGAUGACAUCUCGAAAGUUGUCGCUAAAAUGACAGGUAUACCUACUGAAACUGUCAUGAAAGGAGAUAAGGACAGGCUGCUAUUCAUGGAGGAUUCUCUGAAAGAAAGAGUUGUCGGGCAGGAUGAAGCUAUUUCCGUUAUUUCAGAUGCUGUCAGAUUGCAAAGAGCCGGUUUGACAAGCGAAAAGAGACCUAUUGCAAGUUUCAUGUUCCUGGGUCCUACCGGUACUGGUAAGACAGAAUUGACCAAGGCCCUGGCAGAGUUUCUGUUCGAUGACGAGUCCAAUGUGAUAAGGUUUGAUAUGUCAGAGUUCCAGGAGAAGCACACUGUUUCACGUCUGAUUGGUGCACCACCAGGUUAUGUCAUGAGUGAAUCUGGUGGUCAAUUAACGGAGGCUGUCAGGAGAAAGCCCUACGCUGUGGUUUUAUUUGAUGAAUUUGAGAAAGCACAUCCCGAUGUGUGUAAAGUAUUACUUCAAGUCUUGGACGAGGGUAAACUUACGGAUUCAAUGGGCCAUCCAGUUGAUUUCCGUAACACACUGAUUGUUAUGACAUCGAAUGUUGGUCAAGACAUCUUGCUCGCAGACAAGGAACUCAACGAGGAAGGUAAGGUCAGUGACCAAACAAAGAAGGAAGUUAUCGAUGCAAUGAAGAGAAUGUAUCCACCAGAGUUUAUUAAUCGUAUUGAUGAUAUGGUUGUCUUCAAUAGAUUGUCCAAGAAGGUUUUGAGAUCUAUUGUGGACAUUAGGAUUGAGGAGAUUCAAGAGAGAUUGAACGAGAAGAGAAUGACUAUCAACCUAUCAAAUGAAGCUAAGGAUUGGUUAACUGAUCGCGGCUACGAUCCAUUAUAUGGUGCAAGACCUCUAAACAGACUAAUCCACAGAAGUAUAUUAAAUCCUAUGGCAACCUUCUUGCUAAAGGGCCAAAUUAGGAAUGGUGAAACGGUGAAUGUGAGCGUUAGUGGCGAGAAGCUUGAGGUUCAACCGAAUCAUCAGGAGGGUGAAAGUCUAGAAGAAGAGCCCGAAAAAUAG